Molecule: messenger RNA, 2238 nt
Organism: Plasmodium reichenowi
Lineage: Eukaryota; Apicomplexa; Aconoidasida; Haemosporida; Plasmodiidae
Exons: 1
Coding region: 1-2238 (745 amino acids)
Source: RefSeq, a predicted model, not a curated record
AUGAAAAUCAAAGAGUUAUUAUAUAAUGAAUUAAUAAUAAUAAAGAUAACGGAAUUUUUAACUAUACUAGAAAUACAAAAUAUGGUUAUAUCCUUAAGAAUUAAUGUAAAGAGGAAUAUAUAUUUUAUGAGAGAAUGCUUAUCUUUAAUGAAUCUAGAUACAGAUGGAUAUGAUCAUAAUGUAAGUAAUAAAAAUAAAAAUAAAAAUACAUCGACCACAGAACCUUUAUUAUUAUCAUCGAGUGUUAAUCUUACUACUGAUGUUGAUGAUUAUGUACAUAAUGCAACAUCGUAUGUAGAUGAUCAACACUUUUUACAGCAAGAAGGUUUAAAUUUAAUUACGUAUGAUGAUGAGUAUGAUGAGUAUAUAUUUAACGAUUAUAACGAAGGAGGAAACAACAAUCGUAUUGUGGACAAUAUGUAUAAUGUGAAUAAUAUGUAUAAUGUGAAUAAUAUGUAUAAUGUGAAUAAUAUGGAUAAUGUGAAUAAUAUGGAUAAUGUGAAUAAUAUGGAUAAUGUGAAUAAUAUGGGUAAUGUGAAUAAUAUGUAUAAUUAUAGUAACAAUGAUAUAUAUAAUAAUACUAGUUAUUAUAAUACACGGACAGAUGAAAACAUUGACGAUAAUUUUAUGUAUAACACAAAAUAUUCUCAUUAUGAAGAUACAUUAAAUGAUAUGACACAUUUAAUGACAACAUAUACAGAUAAUAAUAUAAACUAUUAUGAAACAAACAAAACUAACUUUGGUGCUCUAUACGAAAUUAAAAAGUAUUUGAAUUUCUUUGAACAUGAAAAAGAAGGACAUGUACAGAAAUGUUUUAAUAAUGUAUGGAUAUAUAUACACUUGAAAAAUGAACUUAUAGAUAUAAAAAAAAAUUUAGAAACUUAUUUUAUGAGAAUUAAAACAAACACCCAAGUUAAUAGAAAUAAAAAAAUACGUAUAGAUAUAUUUCAAUUAUAUAAAUAUAAUCAUACUUAUUAUACUUUUUAUGAUAUGCCAUGGGUGUCUAUUUAUUAUGAUUUUUUCUUAAAUUCCAUAUGUACACUUUGUAACAUAAAAUUAGAUCAUAGAUCCAUCUGUCUUUUUUCAGAAAAAUUUAACUUAAUUCAAACAAAUGACAAGUUGCUAAAUUAUAUUAAUAGUAUGUCCGAUCAUUUAGUAAGUAAUUUGAAAAAUGAGAAAAAACGAGAUCAUGCAAAGGUUGAUAUGGUAUUUGGGGAGGAUGUUGAAAAGGAAAAAAGAAAAAAAAAAACAGACAUGAUAAAUAAUGAUAAUAAUAACGAUAAUAAUAAUGAUAAUAAAAAUGGUAGUAAUAAUUAUGAUAAUAAUAGUGAUAAUAAUAAAAAUGAUAGUAAUAAUUAUGAUAAUAAUAGUGAUAAUAAUAAAAAUGAUAGUAAUAAUUAUGAUAAUAAUAGUGAUAAUAUUUAUAACCUUCAUGAUGAUUAUAAUGAACAUAAAGAAACCCUUGCAGAAAUUAAACUAAAUGAAGAUAUAUUUAGUUGUAAAAAUAAUAUUAAUACAUAUGAUGAAGAAUUUGUUUUUAUAAGAAAAACUCAUAUUUUUUGUGAAGAAUGUACAAAAAUUAUUGAUUAUAAAAUGAACAUAAAUUCUUUACUAGAAUCAAUUAAGAAAGAUUAUGAACUUUUAAAAAAAAUUCGAAUAAUUUAUAAGAUGAUUGAUAUCCCCUCUGAUUUAUUUUGUUUUUGUAAUUAUUUCUUUUUUAAAGAAAAAUAUAUUACAUUCUUUAAAAAUGUUAGUAAUGAUUUACAAAAUCUAAGGAAAGCUUUAAAAAAGAAAUUAACAAAUAAUUUUAUACUCAAUUUUAGUAUUAAUUUUUAUAAAUUUGUUAUUAGUUCUUUAAUAUUAUGUGAUGAAAAAAAAUUAUUCAGUCAAGAAAAUAUUUUCUUAUUUGGAUUUUAUAUUAAAUAUAGAAAUAUUCUUAAAUUAUUUAGUAGUCCUAGAUGUACACAUAUUUAUUUUUCUUUUAAUAUUAUCUAUCAAAAAAUUGUAAAAUUUCAAAGCUUUUUUAAGCAUAAACAUUUUUCAAAAUUAUCCAAAGUUUUACAUUUUGAUGUUAUUACAAUUCUUGAAAAAUUAAAACAUUCAAAAACCAAAAUGUUAUAUAAAAAUAUUGCAGUAUAUUUAUAUCAACAUUUAAACCAUAAAAUACUUCGAAAGUAUAAUUAUGACGAAGCGUAUGCCUAUUUUUUUCAGUGUCUUCAAAGGUAUCACUUUUCAUAG